This is a messenger RNA of Menidia menidia (Atlantic silverside), 9673 nucleotides long. The record is from the annotation of a GenBank genome assembly. NCBI's taxonomy places the organism in Eukaryota, Metazoa, Chordata, Actinopteri, Atheriniformes, Atherinopsidae.
UUUUUUUCUUUUUUUUUUUUGUGGACGCCUUCCCUGAUAUCUGUCAGGUGCAGACAAACCUGAGAAAUCAUGUCGGACAAAAUGUCAAGUUUCCUCCAUAUAGGGGACAUCUGCUCCCUGUAUGCCGAGGGCACCACCAGUGGAUUUAUCAGCACUUUGGGACUUGUGGAUGACCGCUGCGUGGUACAGCCAGAUGCGGGCGACCUCAACAACCCACCCAAGAAAUUCCGAGACUGCCUUUUCAAGCUGUGCCCUAUGAACAGAUAUUCGGCCCAGAAACAGUUCUGGAAAGCUGCGAAACCUGGAGGCAACAGUACCACAGACACAGUCCUGCUCAACAAACUUCACCACGCCGCCGACCUCGAAAAGAAGCAGAACGAGUCUGAAAACCGCAAGCUGCUGGGGACCGUCAUCCAGUAUGGAAAUGUCAUUCAGCUGCUGCACUUGAAAAGCAACAAAUACCUAACGGUGAACAAACGGCUGCCCGCGCUAUUGGAGAAGAACGCCAUGAGAGUGACUUUGGACUGUGCAGGAAAUGAGGGAUCCUGGUUCUACAUUCAGCCUUUCUACAAGCUCAGAUCCCUGGGAGACAGUGUUGUGAUUGGAGAUAAAGUAGUCCUUAACCCUGUGAAUGCUGGACAGCCUCUUCAUGCCAGCAGCCACCAGCUUGUUGACAACCCUGGGUGUAAUGAGGUGAAUUCUGUGAAUUGCAACACAAGUUGGAAGGUUGUUCUUUUCAUGAAAUGGAGUGACAACAAGGAAACAAUACUCAAAGGGGGUGACGUGGUGCGGUUGUUCCACGCAGAGCAGGAAAAGUUUCUCACGUGCGACGACCACAGGAAGAAGCAACAUGUUUUUCUUCGAACCACCGGUCGGCAGUCUGCGACUUCAGCCACCAGCAGCAAAGCACUGUGGGAAGUGGAGGUGGUGCACCAUGAUCCCUGUAGAGGAGGUGCCGGCUACUGGAACAGCCUGUUCAGGUUUAAACAUUUGGCCACGGGGUGCUACUUGGCAGCAGAGAUGGGUGAAGUGAAUCAAGACUUUGAGGAAGAGAGUGCUGAGCAGCGGUCCUCUAUGGUGGAUUUCACACCUUUCAAUUUCCAGCUGGAUACAGAUAAUGAGGCUCUACGAGGCCGCCUUCGAGCUCCACAGGAGAAAAUUAUGUACACCCUGGUCCCGGUUCCUGACGGGAUGGAUAUCUCCUCCAUCUUUGAGCUGGACCCCACCACUCUGAGAGGAGGGGACUCCAUGGUUCCCAGGAGCUCCUACGUCCGGUUAAGACACUUGUGCACCAACACGUGGGUUCACAGCACCAACAACCCCAUUGACAAAGAGGAAGAGAAACCCGUUAUGUUAAAGAUUGGAACAUCAGGUGUAAAAGAAGACAAGGAAGCCUUUGCCAUUGUGCCGGUGCCACCAGCAGAAGUGCGUGACUUAGAUUUUGCCAAUGAUGCAAGUAAAGUGCUGGCCUCCAUUGCUGGCAAACUUGAAAAGGGGACCAUUACUCAAAAUGAAAGGAGGUUUGUAACCAAGCUCCUGGAAGACUUGGUUUUCUUUGUGGUCGACAUCCCUAACAGUGGGCAGGACGUUCUGGAGAUCAUGGUUAACAAACCCAACAGAGAAAGACAAAAACUAAUGCGAGAGCAGAAUAUCCUUAAACAGAUUUUCAAACUGCUCCAAGCCCCCUUCACAGACAGCGGUGACGGCCCGAUGCUGCGACUGGAGGAGCUCGGAGAUCAGCGCCACGCGCCCUUUAGACACAUUUGCAGGCUUUGCUAUCGUGUGCUCCGCCACUCCCAGCAGGACUACAGGAAGAACCAAGAAUAUAUAGCCAAGCAGUUCCGCUUUAUGCAGAAACAAAUAGGAUAUGAUGUGCUGGCAGAAGACACGAUAACGGCUCUCCUGCACAACAACCGGAAGCUGCUGGAAAAACAUAUCACUGCUGCCGAAAUAGACACCUUUGUAACUCUAGUGAGGAAGAACCGGGAGCCGAGGUUUCUGGACUACUUGUCAGAUCUAUGCGUGUCCAUGAAUAAGUCCAUCCCAGUGACACAAGAACUCAUCUGUAAUGCAGUGUUGGACUCCAGCAAUGCUGACAUCCUCCUCGAAACCAAAUUGGUCCUGUCGAGGUUUGAGAUUGAGGUGAUGACAAAUGGGGAGGCCCCAGUGGAGGCAGAAGAUGAGGAGGAGGUGUGGUUGUUCUGGAAGGACAACUGCAAGGAGAUCCGGAGUAAGAGCGUCCGGGAGUUGGCCCAGGAUGCAAGGGAGGGCCAGAAAGAGGACCAGGAAGUGGUUAGCUACUACAGGUGCCAGCUGAAUCUCUUCGCCCGGAUGUGCCUGGACCGACAGUACCUGGCCAUCAACAAGAUUUCCGGUCAGCUGGAUGUCGAUUUGAUCCUGCGCUGCAUGUCUGAUGAAGACCUGCCCUUUGACCUGCGAGCCUCUUUCUGCCGCCUGAUGCUGCACAUGCACGUGGACCGGGACCCCCAGGAGCAGGUCACACCCGUCAAAUACGCCCGUCUGUGGUCUGAGAUCCCCUCUAAAAUCGCCAUUGACGACUACGACAACGAUGGAACCACCCGAGAUGAGAUCAAAGAGCGAUUCAGCCUCACCAUGGAUUUUGUGGAGAACUACCUGAGAGAGGUGGUGUCGCAGAACAUGCCCUUUUCUGACAGGGAGAAAAACAAACUUACCUUUGAGGUUGUGAACCUGGCAAGGAACCUCAUAUACUUUGGCUUCUACAACUUCAGUGACCUGCUGCGCCUGACUAAGAUCCUACUGAAUAUUUUGGACUGCGUGCACGUAAGCACCGUUUAUCCCAUCGCCAAGAUUGAGAAAGGGGAUGACAACAAAGCGGGCAGUAACGUAAUGAAGUCCAUUCACGGAGUCGGGGAGCUGAUGACUCAGGUAGUGUUGCGAGGGGGCGGUUUGAUUCCCGCCACCCCAACUCAUCAGCCCGAGGGGGAUGUUGUGAAAACGCAGACCGAACCGGAGAGAGAGGAUAUCAUGGUCAUGGACACGAAGCUCAAGGUCAUCGAGAUUCUGCAGUUUAUUUUGAAUGUCCGGCUAGACUACAGGAUAUCCUGCCUGCUUUGUAUUUUCAAACGUGAGUUCGAUGAGAACAACCCACAAGGAGAUAACAGUGCAACUCAGAAUGGAACAAACAACAUUGUUGGGCAGAUGCCAGGAAAUUUUGACUUUGAAAACAUUGAAGAGCAGGCAGAGGGGAUCUUUGGAGGAAGCGAGGAGAAUACUCCACUUGACCUAGAUGACCAUGGCGGGCGCACGUUCCUGAGGGUCCUGCUGCACCUCACCAUGCAUGAUUACCCACCGCUGGUGUCCGGAGCGCUUCACCUGCUCUUCAGACACUUCAGCCAGAGACAGGAAGUCCUCAUGGCCUUCAAACAAGUCCAGCUGCUGGUCACCAGUCAGGACGUUGAUAACUACAAACAGAUCAAGUCAGAUUUGGACCAGCUGCGUUCUAUUGUUGAGAAAUCGGAGCUGUGGGUAUAUAAGAGGCAAGGAGAGGAUGGGAUGGAUGGGGACGGCCCUUCAGAGUCUGACAACAAAAAGAAGGGAGAUUCAGGGGGCUCAGACAAGAAGAAGACGGAGAGCACCAGCAGUUACAACUACAGGGUUGUAAAAGAGAUCCUGGUGCGCCUCAGUAAGCUUUGUGUCCAGGAGGGCAGCUCCGGAAAGAAGAGCAAGAAGCAGCAGCAGAGGCUGCUGAGGAACAUGGGAGCUCACAGCGUGGUGCUGGAACUCCUUCAGAUCCCCUAUGAGAAGGGCGAGGACGUCCGCAUGCAGGAGAUCAUGAAACUGGCUCACGAGUUCCUGCAGAAUUUCUGUGCGGGAAACCAGCAGAACCAAGUUCUCCUCCACAAGCACAUCAACCUGUUCCUUAAUCCAGGGAUUCUGGAAGCUGUCACCAUGCAGCACAUCUUCAUGAAUAAUUUCCAGCUGUGCAGCGAGAUCAACGAGCGCGUGGUCCAGCACUUCGUCCACUGCACCGAGACACACGGGCGGCAUGUCCAGUACCUCAAAUUUCUGCAGACCAUUGUUAAAGCCGAGAACAAGUUCAUCAAGAAGUGCCAGGACAUUGUCAUGGCCGAGCUGGUCAACUCUGGCGAAGACGUCCUGGUCUUCUACAACGACCGCGCCUCAUUCCAAACCCUAGUACAGAUGAUGCGCUCAGAGCGGGACCGCAUGGAUGAAAACAGUCCUCUGAUGUAUCACAUCCACUUGGUGGAACUUCUGGCUGUAUGCACCGAGGGCAAAAAUGUCUAUACGGAGAUCAAGUGUAACUCAUUGUUACCCUUGGAUGAUAUCGUGCGAGUAGUUACUCAUGAAGACUGUAUCCCUGAGGUGAAAAUAGCCUAUAUCAAUUUCCUAAACCACUGCUAUGUGGACACAGAGGUGGAGAUGAAGGAGAUUUACACAUCCAACCACAUGUGGAAGCUGUUUGAGAACUUCCUUGUGGACAUUUGCAGGGUGUGCAACAACACCAGUGACAGGAAGCAUGCAGACACCAUACUGGAGCGUUAUGUAACCGAGACAGUCAUGAGCAUUGUCACAUGUUUCUUCAGCUCUCCUUUCUCUGACCAGAGCACAAGCCUGCAGACCCGUCAGCCUGUAUUUGUGCAGCUGCUUCAGGGAGUGUUCAGGGUAUACCACUGUAACUGGCUUAACCCUGUUCAGAAGGCGUCCGUCGAGGCCUGCAUCAAAGUGCUGUCCGACGUGGCCAAGAGCAGAGCAAUCGCCAUCCCGGUGGACCUCGACAGUCAGGUGAACAACUUGUUUGUCAAGUCUAAUAACGUCGUGCAGAAAAGCAUCCUCAACUGGAGACUAUCGACUAAGAACACUUCUCGGCGAGACUCCGGCAUUUCCACCUCAAAGGACUACAGAAACAUCAUUGAGAGGCUACAGGACAUUGUCUCUGCUCUGGAGGACCGUCUGAGGCCGCUGGUCCAGGCUGAGCUCUCUGUGCUGGUGGACGUCCUGCACCGACCAGAGCUGCUCUUCCCCGAGAACACAGAGGCUCGCAAGAAAUGUGAAAGUGGGGGGUUUAUAUCAAAACUGAUUAAACAUACCAAGCAGUUGCUGGAGGAGAAUGAGGAGCGUUUGUGCAUCAAAGUACUGCAGACGCUUCGGGAGAUGAUGACAAAAGACCGGGGCUAUGGAGAAAAGCUGAUUGCCUUUGAUGAUGAAAUGGAUGUGGCUGAGCUGGCACCUCCACCCGAGCCUGAAGUCCCUCCUGAGGAGCUUGAUCCCAGCCAGCCACUGAAGCAAGUGGAGGAUCAGAGGAGGGGUGAGGCUCUGCGGCAGAUUCUGGUCAACCGGUACUAUGGGAAUGUCAAAGCUGGCCAGAGAAGGGACAGCCUCACAACCUUCAGCAACGGUCCACUUGCAGCUGGAGCGCAGGGAAAGUCCCCCACAGUUGUCAGCUCCGGUGUCGGAGGUCGAGGGGAGCUGAGCUUGGCCGAGGUCCAGUGCCACCUGGACAAGGAGGGAGCCUCCGACCUGGUCAUCGACCUCAUCAUGAACGCCACCAGCGAUCGGAUAUUCCAGGAGAGCAUAUUGUUGGCCAUUGCGCUGCUGGAGGGCGGGAACACGGUCAUUCAGCGGUCCUUCUAUCAACGAUUAACGGGGGACAACAAGUCGGAGAAAUUCUUCAAGGUGUUUUACGAGCGCAUGAAGUUGGCCCAGCAGGAAAUCAAAGCCACCGUGACGGUCAACACCAGUGACCUGGGCAGCAAGAAGAAGGACGAGGAGCCGCUGGACAAAGACAUGCCCACCCGCAAGAAAGUGAAAGACGUACCGGUGGUGGCAGUGGUGACCGAGGAGGUGAAGGAGCAGCUGGUGGAGGCCUCGGCCGUCACCAAGAAGGCCUACACUACCUACCGCCGCGAGGCCGAAGCCGAGGAGCACCAGGCCGCCCCCGACGGCUCCCCCCUACCCACCGCCGACAAGAGCCAGGACGAAGGCGAGAUGAGCGUCAUCAUCACCAUCAUGCAGCCCAUCUUGCGCCUCAUGCAGCUGCUCUGUGAGAACCACAACAGAGAUCUGCAGAACUUUUUACGCAACCAGAACAACAAGAACAACUAUAACCUGGUGUGCGAGACUCUCCAGUUCCUGGACUGUAUCUGUGGCAGCACCACAGGGGGGCUGGGGCUGCUGGGGCUCUACAUCAACGAGAAGAACGUGGGACUCAUCAACCAGACAGUGGAGAGCCUCACCGAGUACUGCCAAGGCCCCUGUCAUGAGAACCAGAACUGUAUUGCCACUCACGAGUGCAAUGGCAUUGACAUCAUCAUCGCCCUCAUCCUGAAUGACAUUAACCCCCUCGGCAAGAAGAGGAUGGACCUCGUGCUGGAGCUCAAAAACAAUGCUUCCAAACUGCUUCUCGCAAUUAUGGAGAGCCGCCAUGACAGCGAGAAUGCUGAGAGGAUACUGUACAACAUGAGGCCUAAAGAGUUGGUGGAAGUGAUCAAAAAGGCCUACAUGCAGGGUGAAAUAGAGGUGGAGGAGCCAGCGGAAGGUGAAGAUGAAGAGGAGGAGCACUCCGCUUCCCCGCGCAACGUCGGCCACAACAUCUACAUCUUGGCGCAUCAAUUAGCCCGUCACAACAAGGAACUGCAGGCUAUGUUGAAGCCCGGAGGAACUUACGGAGAGGGCGAUGAGGCCCUGGAGUUCUAUGCCAAACACACAGCUCAGAUUGAGAUUGUGCGGCUGGAUCGCACCAUGGAGCAGAUAGUUUUUCCAGUGCCCAACAUCUGUGAGUUCCUCACCCAAGAGUCCAAGCUGCGAGUCUACUACACCACAGAGCGCGAUGAGCAAGGAAGCAAGAUCAAUGACUUCUUCCUGCGCUCUGAAGACCUCUUUAAUGAAAUGAAUUGGCAGAAGAAGCUGCGAGGUACUCAAGAGGCUACUGGUAACACAAACACAGUUCCCUCCCAGCCUAUCCUAUACUGGUGCUCCAGGAACAUGUCCUUUUGGAGCAGCAUUUCUUUCAACCUGGCAGUACUCAUGAACCUCCUUGUGGCCUUCUUCUACCCACUGGAAGGCGUCCGUGGAGGCACUCUGGAGCCCCAUCUCUCUGCCCUGCUGUGGAUGGCCAUGCUGGUGUCUCUUGCUAUUGUGAUCGUCUUGCCACAGCCUCACGGCAUCAGGGCGCUCAUCGCCUCCACCAUCCUGCGCCUCAUCUUCUCUGUGGGCUUAGAGCCCACGUUGCUCCUGCUGGGGGGCUUUAACCUAUGUAACAAAGUGAUUUUCCUGAUGAGCUUCGUCGGGAACCGGGGGACCUUCACCCGCGGAUAUAAAGCCAUAAUCAUGGACGUGGAGUUCCUGUACCACCUGCUCUACCUUAUUAUCUGCACCCUGGGGGUCUUUGUCCACGUCUUCUUUUACAGCCUGCUACUCUUCGAUCUGGUCUAUCGGGAGGAAACCCUGUUGAACGUAAUAAAGAGCGUCACCCGCAACGGCCGCUCCAUCGUCCUGACGGCCGUGUUGGCUCUCAUCCUGGUCUACCUCUUCUCUAUCGUGGGCUACAUCUUCUUUAAGGACGACUUCAUAUUGGCUGUGGACAGGAUACCCAACAAAACCCUAGAACAUGGAGCCAGUAUGGUGGGAGAGUUCUUCUCAGGUGGAGUGUGUCAGAAGGAAAAUGGAGAAAACUGCUCGACGGAGAGCGUAAUGGACGCUUCCCUGGCUGUCCAGCCGUCGGUGGUUAUUGAGGACAAGGAGCGAGUGUGUGACUCCUUGCUCAUGUGCAUUGUCACGGUAUUGAGUCAUGGCCUCAGGAGUGGAGGAGGUGUUGGGGACGUCCUGCGGAAGCCAUCCAAAGAGGAGCCUUUGUUUGCAGCCCGAGUCAUCUACGACCUCCUCUUUUUCUUCAUGGUCAUCAUUAUCGUCCUCAACCUCAUCUUCGGUGUCAUCAUCGACACGUUUGCUGACCUGAGAAGCGAGAAGCAGAAGAAAGAGGAAAUCCUGAAGACGACGUGCUUUAUUUGCGGUUUGGAAAGAGACAAGUUCGACAAUAAGACGGUAACUUUCGAAGAACACAUCAAAGUCGAGCACAACAUGUGGCACUACUUGUUCUUCAUCGUCCUGGUGAAGGUGAAGGACUCCACAGAGUACACCGGCCCCGAGAGCUACGUGGCGGAAAUGAUCAGGGAACACAACUUGGACUGGUUUCCACGGAUGCGGGCCAUGUCCCUGGUCAGCAGCGACGCUGACGGGGAGCAGAACGAGAUCAGGAGCCUGCAGGAGAAGCUGGAGUCCACCAUGAAACUGGUCACCAACCUGUCGGGCCAGCUGACCGAGCUCAAAGAGCAGAUGACAGAGCAGAGGAAGCAGAAGCAGCGAAUUGGCCUUUUGGGACACCCUCAGCACAUGAACGUCAACCCCCAGCAGCCGGCGUGAAGACCGCCGGCCGCCACCAAGCCUCUCGCCGUCCACCCGGAGUCCGGGCGCGGAGGUUGCACUAAAAACAUAUGCUGCAGUGAGUGCGAGAGUAUCUUAAAAAUCACGGUAGGGAAACGCUGUAACAUAGGUAGUCAUAAGGCAACGUGUAGCUCUACCCCCACGCACGUGUUACUCCCGACAGUAACGCUCGCCCACCUCGCUCUGUUCCGUUCAGUUGGAGUCUGUGCCAAACGUUUUUCCACGUAGAAAAUGAUCUGGGUUUCUCCGCACAUGGCCUUUUUUUACGGUUGAACUUGAAACUUGAUGAAGCUGGCUGGACAGGAGGAAUCGGUUUCUUUUUCUUCUCAUUUUGUUUUUUUUUAAGUUUUCUAUUUAUAUUCCUGGCAUCAUGAGCUGUAUUUAAUGUCUCAUUUUUUUUUGUAUGUUGUGCAAUAUAUUAACUUAAAUAUGCAACCUCAUUGGUGGGUAAAUUUAAGUUCAGUUAUGUCUUAUUUUAAAGUGAAGGCCAGGACUCUUCUCUGUUCUUUAUUGUCACUAAAUAAAUUAGGCAGUCGUUGGUUGUCUGUACUUACAAGAAAAUAUAAGGUAAUAUAAUAAGCUGGCCUUUUCCAUGUUACUUUCUUCUGUUGUUUCUUGAAAAUGUGCAUACUUCUUGACUGACAACUGCAUUCAGUAGAGAUAGUAUAUUGCGUGAGAGCAAUAUAAACAGAUGGAUGACUUCCACUUGUGGACAUCCAAUGCUCAGUUCAGUGCUGACUUAUUUCACGAGACAUUAACUUUCUUAUUUAACUGGGUUGUAAAAUUGUCCUUAAACUGUCCUCCAUGUCGCUCAUGCUGUUAGUUUGCUCAGGAGUUGUGCAAUUUACACAGUAAUAAACACCUCAAGUAUAAUAGUUUUUUUUCCUUUUUUAGAAAAAAAAAAUUCUCCACACUUGUUCUGUUUGUGCCUCUUUUUGUCCUGAAUUAAAAGAAAAUCUUAAUACACGGCUUUUGCUUCUGCUAAAUUGCUAAACUUUUAGUUCAAGUUCAUUUAAACAUUUCAGUUGCUUUUCCUGCUACAACUAGACUUUUAUUUUUUUCCUUUUGUGGAACUUCUUACGUGUACAUAAAGUUUAAAGCUUAUCUUUGCAUUUGUAUAGUAAAAUAAGACAAACACAAUGUUACUCAAGAAUGUUAAGAUUAAAAGGAUCUAAGCAAUGUCAAUUUGUACAUUAAAGUAGAAUUAUUUAUUAAAAUUUCUGUAAUUAUC